Molecule: messenger RNA, 6541 nt
Organism: Haliotis rufescens (red abalone)
Lineage: Eukaryota; Metazoa; Mollusca; Gastropoda; Lepetellida; Haliotidae
Exons: 30
Coding region: 243-5795 (1850 amino acids)
Source: RefSeq, a predicted model, not a curated record
CUGCUAGCAGGACAGCAUCACAUGUUUAGGCUGCUGCCACUGUAGUAUAUGAAUGUAUGGGAUAUGAUGCCGUAACAACCUGCCACGGUCAUUAUGUUGUUUUAUUCUUCUCUAACCAGUUACUUAGUGGUUAAUGUGUUACAUACAUUGUAGUUGAUCAUGAAUAUGUGAUGAAAUGUCAGUGUUGAUUGGAUCCAGUACGGAAGCUGGUAUGUAAUGGGAGAUUAUUACUGAUAAACACCAUGUUCCCGAUGGAGAGUGCUGUGACGCAGCUGCGUCCAGAGACCAUCGCAAGACUGGUGGAUGAGGCAGAGGAGAGGCAGUGGGCACAGCUUGGAAUCCCCGGACAGGAGGAGGAGGACUCCCCAUCCCCCAUACAUGGGUCGGCACAACUGGGAGUUGCGCUACUGAGACAUGGCACCUGUGUCAAGAAAAUCCAAUCCUAUUUCAGCCAUCUUGAGUCAAGGAAGUGUUGCCUGUUGCUGGCAGGGAGGAAGUCAACCUUCAGUAAUGUGCGAUUGGUGAGGAAUGAUGGUCAAGACAAUGGGCUGGAAGAAGGUGCGAUGAAGAGGACGAUCAUGUCACACACCAAGGAUGUGCAGCAGCUGGACCACAAGGAAUUCCGAGCUUUCAAACAUGCCUACCUCUGUGCAGCAUUUCCAGUUCUCGGAGCUCCAGACCCCCCCUCCCCCAUCUCCCCCUCCCCAACAACACCCACUCAUACCCCUCCCACUCAGAUCACCUACCCCCAGUCUAGCCGGUCCGAACGCCGUCCCUCCACCCCCCAGUCCCUGCAUGACAGCGGCGUAGAGGAAACAGACGAGGGAGCCAUGAUUCCCACCGAGACGCUGUGUGAACUGCUGCGUCGGGCGUUCCGUUUAUCAGCUGAACGCUUCCACCAGUACGAAACCAUGAUUGCUAAGUCAUAUCAAAAGAAAUCCCCACCGAAGCUGUUAGCAGAAGAGUUAAUGAGUCAGUUGACAGCCCUGGAGAACACCAGCAACACCUUCUACAGCCCUACUGCCUUUCUGUCCCGGAAUGGCUAUGACAUCUGGUGCCACCAGGAGAUGUCCCACAUCUCGGAUCUGCUCAACAAGUUCUGGCACUUCUCCCUGCCCUACCCCGUUGACAGCCAGCUGCACACCAAGGACCUUGCCACUGUCCACGACGACUACGAGAUACUGCUUUCUAAACUACUACUCUAUGAACAUCAGUUUAAAGUUGGAACAGACGACACCUCCAGUCCGCUCUUCUCACUGCUGUCUUCUGCUUCAAUGCGUCUACUCAGGGAAUUCGGACUUCGAUAUGGCAUCGGAGAACAGUACCGCAGGGUGUUAUACCUCCGUCACUUGAUCGAGAUCUUCUCUCCAUCCGUGUGGUUUCUUCAACACAUGACCUCGGUUGUUGCCAGUGUGAGGGACAUGUUUCCUAGCAACAAGUCACAACUCGUGAUGACGAAGAAAGAGUUUGUUCUGCUGGAUUGCUGCGUCAAGUCCAUCCUCGUCCAGGCAGCCAAGUCCUUCUGUCAGAUGAAGAGCAUAUUCCAAGCCAUCAGACCUGCAGAUGGAAUAGAUAUCCUGAUUGGACUGAUCUCCAUCACACUGGACCUGCGAGCCUACCUGACUCUUGAGAGCCACGAGACCCUGGACAUGUUCCUAUACAGAGCUGUGCAGGGUAUAUUCCGUCCAACAUAUGAGCGUUACAAGAUCCUGGCUCAGUCCGAGUUAAUCAAGAAGAACAAAGACAAGUUAAUCUGCCCUAUUCUGUUAAAUAUCCUGAUGGGCAACAUCCGUGACGAAGUGAUCGACUACCGCAACAACUACCAGACAUCGUUUUCACGCUACAUGAACAUAACCGAGAUUGCAGCCCAGGCUUUCUAUAUCCUGCUGAUGGAAGAUGUGGAGGAACUCUGCAAGGAGCAGACGGCAAGACAUGACAAGACCGUCCAUGAAAUCAACCUGCUGAUGCUAGGCCUGGCCUACAGACUUAACCGACUGGACCAGGACUGGGCCGAGUACAUCCCCACAGAAGCUCAGCAAUGGCGUAAGAGAUUUCUACGAGAAAUUGUGCUGUGGUCGACGUCGAUCAUGUUCCACGUGCAGGACCUGGUGACAGAGGCAGUGUCGGGAGAUGAGUUCGAGACGCAGGAGGUUCAUCUGAUGACUCCGCUGUCAUCCCUGACCGGGUCCUCCUACUCUGUCCAUCGCAGUCAGUCUUUGUUAGCCACAUCUCUCACCCCCUCCGUAAACAGCGCCUUCAGCAGCCUCGUGUCCUCACUCCGAUCUACGCCAAACAAGCAGGCUGCAAUUGCAGACUCUCCAUCCAGACAUCCUCGACAACCUGCAACCAUCCCAGAAACCUCCCCUGAAACAAUAAAAUCAGCUCAGACAAUUAACAAUGUCAACCCAAUCACACAACCAGAGAAGAAGGAGGUGAAGGUCGUUAAGAUUCGCAAGCAAGGGUCAUUUGAGACCAAGUCACUCAUAUCAGUAGAAGACCAUGUUGACUGUUUGAAGUCUAAAGGCCUUAAGCACAGUGCGUCCAUGCCGGAGAUGAAGGACAAGGAUGAGGAUGCUACGGAGCGCUUGUGGAUGACACAGUCAGGGGAGGCUGAUUCAUGCCCCUUCAUGCCCCUGCUCAACGAGAGCGAUGAAAUGAGCAGCAAUGAAGAGACUGGACACAGCAAUAGUGACAUCAAUGGGUCAGGACUGGUAUUCCAGGCUACGGUUCACAGUGAUGUGGAUGAUGAUGAUGAUGAUGAUGAUGAUGAUGAUGAUGAUGAUGAUGAGACAAGCACAGUGGCAUCUGAUACAGUGCAUUCUGACAAUGAAGAAGACUCGGAGACUGUAGGUGACUUUAAGUUUCCACCCAUACAGCAAGUGUCGUCUGGCCUACCAGGCAGCAGUAAGGCAUUUCAUGUAGAUGGUGCACAGGUUGAAGUAGAGCCUCAGGGCUUUGUGUCCCGACUCACAUCAGCAUUCAGACUGCCUAGGAAAAGAACGGUUUCAACUGGAACACAUGAAUCUGGCACGGAAUAUGAAACAAGAAGAUUCCAAGACUCACUUGAACAGUCGUACAAUUCUGUUGACCACUGCUUUGAAAGUUCUGAUAGACACGAGUUCUUGGAUUCUUUCUCCUCGGAUUUUACAAACGUUUCUCUCCCCACUCCCCCACCUGGUUCUGAUGCUAGCUUGCCAAUAUCAGGUUCUGCCAUUGAUCUGGUGGUGAUGCUCCAGCGUCUGGUUGGGAUUUCACGGACAAUGUACCAGAUCCUGUUCCCGACCUUGGAUGACCUUGAGACCCUGGAGGCUCUGGAUGGGGGCGAACUCAGUAUGGAACAGUUGGAGUUUCAUCAGAAGAGUGUUGCUGGGAAAGAAGAAAUAUAUGAGAAUUUCCUGACAACCAUCUGUGUGACGGCCUGCCAGUACGCGGACAACAUGCUGUGUCUCGACCUGUGUGGAACUCCACACACUGCGGCAAAAAAGCUCAUAGGACCCAAGCUCCUAGAGCACGUAACCAAUCAGCAGCAUUUAGGCCUUGUGUGGGGAUGUCGGCAUGAGCUGGAUGGGAAGAAGAACUGCUUUGAGUACCUCAACAAACAGACGGACUAUCUCUGUGACAGAUAUGAGCCAAUCACACAGCAGAUGUGUACGCGUAUCAACAAUGUGUCGGCCAUGUUGAAGUUUCUGGAGGUUUAUGAGCGUCGCCUGGCCAACACGUUCGGAGAGAAAGAUUUGUGGAUCAACUCUGACGACGUACACAGGAGCCGCGUGAACCCUAGGAGUGGCAGAGAGAGCUGCUUUUCAGUGGCAGACUUCAGCCUGGAGGAGCUGGAGAAGGACGAGUGGCGAGACCAGGAGGAGCUGCUGCAACAUCCGGACUCACCGCUGGUGCUCAAACUCCUCAACCCCCAUCAGAGCCACCUGCUGGCCAUACAGAAAGCUCAGUGCAGACUCAUGGCUUACAGGCUUAACUUGUUUCUCCAUGAUGCGCUGGCCCUGCUGAUGAAGCUGAAGCCUCCGAAUGUCUCCAUACAGGAUUGUUUGAAACCCGUAACCAACUUUCUCCACAAGUACAUGGAGAAACUUAGUGGCUGGCUUUAUAAAGACUGUUUCCAUCAGCUGUUAGAAUGUCUGUGGAUAUUUCUUGUAGAAGAUUUGGAGAUGGAAGCUGACAGACUCCGUCUGGAGGAAGACAACUCACCCUUCUGGGCACAGACAGUAUUACAGGCGCUCACGCACUUGCUGAAAUUUAUGAACAACUUUGGAAAAGGUAUCACAAGAAAUUUGCUGUUGUCCCAGGCUGAUGAGCUGGUCUUUAAGCUACAGCUAUACUCACUGUCCACACACCAGCUCCUGGCUCUCUACAGUAAACUUAUAGAUUACUCCCUGGGAGAGAGAGGCAUGUUCCCCCAUGAGAUUGAGAAGCCAGCACCGACUGUCAUACUACAGAAGAUCCAGAGAGAUCUGCAGAGAUUCAGGAAGUGUUUCUCUGGGAAGGAGCUCUUUCAGUGGAUCUUCCGAAACAGAGAACUCUUCUAUAGAGUUGAGCCGGUGAUGGUUGAACGCUUUGUACCGUUCACAAGGGACAUCGCUGUUGAGAUCAUUCUCAAGUUCCUAGAUCUGCGAUACAUUGUUGACCUUGAGACAGAGGACAGUCGGUCACCUAGUCCUACGAACAGUGGCACCCGAUACCCAGAUGUAAGCAUACACACCGAGUUCACUCACAUCUCAGACCUACGUCCAGAAACAGCAAGCACAGACCUCUAUGACAGUGAGCUGACUCCCACAGCCUCCCCCACCAUAGGCGCCUACCAAACCUAUAGCCACUCAUCUCUCAGGAACCUCGUUAGCAAUGGCAGCACACCAACCAUACCACAUGAUGACGAUGUGGCUCACAAAAGUACCUGUAACGAGGGCCAGAGAUUAUCACCUUGCCUUAGUGUUGAUAGUCAAGAAAAUCAGGAGUCUGUAUUAUAUGGUGAUACUUCCGAAUUGGAUAGUGCUGUGCCGAGGACUUUUGUUGGUCAUGAGUCAGGCAGUCUUGUGUCUGGGAUGACUGGACAAGAUCAACAUGGAAGUGGGGAUUCUAACCAUGCUGUACCUGCUCAGAGUGAAACAGGCAAAGACAUAGAACCAAAUCUGGACAGAAGAUCCCCCUGUGAUAUACCUGGAAGUUGUGAUGAGACAGUUUCUCUUCAGGGGCCUGCAGCACAUACAGCCUCAAUAGUCAGCCCAGCCUUUGAAGCACUUCCUAACCAUGGUGCCAAAUGUGAGGAAACACGACUACCGAUCCACCACCAGUUUAAGGCUGGGUCCAAACAGAGUAUAGCCUCGGGCUCCAAUUUUCUGGGGUCCUAUGAGAGUGGGUCAAGAACCAUGCCAAUGACCCUUGCUCGUCUGCAGCAACUGAGACAUGUGUCUGAGGGAACAUCACUAUCGUCUCUUUACACUCCUCUGUCUUUUCGUUCGGAUACUCCAUAUAUUGCAAUGAUAGAUUCAGCGCAGACAUUUUUCCAUGUUUUGCCACAUGCAGUGGAGGAAAGUGCCUAUCUGAACAAAUCUUCCCCUGCUUUUGAUAGCUAUAUCAAGGAGAACUCGGAAAGGUUCAAAACUCUCACACGGUCAAGGGAAACUGCAGAUAUGGUGGAAAAAUGCUUUCAAAAGAAAAUCAAACCUGUGUUUCUCCUCACUAUCUUGUAUGGUUUGAGGAAAAGUGACCCUGUUGCUAAGGCAUUUGUGAGGCAGCUGCCAGCUAAAGUGGUGGACAAGAUCAAAACUCAGCUCCAUAGUUGAUGAAUGAUGCAUCACCUGUAGUAUUAGUGGCUGUAUUUAGAUCAAGGGCUGUUUAGUAUUGCCAAACAGUACUAUACAAGAAGCCUGUUGGUUGCAUCCCUCUGGUCAUUGCUACAAUGUUGCUAAAAGUUAAAUGACACUACUCACUUUUAGAUACGUGCUCCACGACCAGGUUUCAUACAGCAUUACACAAAGACACUCUGUCUGGUUUGCAAAACCUGAAACCUUUGCUACUGAUUUGGUUUGAUAUAUAACCAUUUUUUGUUUCAAAAUAUAUGGCAGUAUUUGAAAUGCAGCAAUGAAAAUAUCAGUGUUUGGUCCAUCAGAGUAAAUAUCGUUACUGGCUCAAUUAAUAUUGACAAAUUGUGAGGUUGGCGAAGUUGAACAUUAGUAUUUAGCAUGACCUUAGAAUUUUUAGUGAAAAUUGUUAUGCAAACGCUCAGUGAGAGGUCAAGAAAACAUCCAAUUUUUUUCACUCCUGUUAUUAAUCAGUUUGCAUGCAGUGAUUUAUGUAUUUUGUUUAUCGAAAAGGAUGUUACAUUCCUGAUUUUGUUUAUUAUUUUUCACCAGUUAAUGAGGCACAGUUUUACUCUUACUUCAAAUGAUUAUGCUAUUAACUAAAUGGUUAGUUGGUUGGUUUGUUGUUUAAUGCCGCACUCAGCAAUAUUCCAGCUAUAUGAUGGCGGACUGUAAAUAAUCGAGUCUGGACCCGACAAUCCAGUGAUUGAUAUCACGAGCAUCGAUCC